CAAACAGUUCUUUAUUGCUAUAUGCAUGAACCAAGCGGACUUAUUUUUGUGUAGUUCAUGUAUAUAGGAAAAUGGAAAAUGGAAAAUGGUGUAGUUCAUGUAUUAUUUUUGUUAUUGUGUUAAUUUUGUCUAGUUCAUGUAUUAUUUUUGUCUGCAAUAAUCAAGCGGACUUAUUUUUGUCUAGUUCAUGUAUAUAGUGUUACUUAUGUUAUUGCAGAUUGGAAAAUGGUUCCUGGCUUAAAGACUGGUCGGCUUCGGAAGAAGACACUCACGCAGCCAGAAACAGACUCGCCGGCUGCUAUUCCUUUAGGAUCACCCGUUGCUCCGUCUCCUGUUGUACCCGUCCGAUCAAAUGUGGGACCAUCUCAUCAUGUCACUAGCCAACCAAUGGAUGAUUCUGAUGAGACACAAGCCCCAUCCGAAACGCAGCCGAGUGGCGUAGGGACUUCGAAGCCCCUACGUGUACGUGGACCGACACUUGGCAAGGGCAUACAAAAAAUAAUUAGAGCCAACAAAGGGGAAAAAUGUUAUGUUCACAUCGAUCGUGGGUUGAAUGCAAUGACUGGCAAGUAUGCCACUCCAGCAACUAACGAGUUAGGAAUUCAAAUUAGAACCUUGUGCCCUUUGAAAGAUGUGAAGUCAUGGCUGGAUCUUGAUUUUUAUUGGAAAAUGGUUCCUGGCUUAAAGACUAGUCGGCUUCGGAAGAAGACACUCACGCAGCCAGAAACAGACUCGCCAGCUGCUAUUCCUUUAGGAUCACCCAUUGCUCCAUCUCCUGUUCUACCCGUCUGA
Messenger RNA from Camellia sinensis, 792 nucleotides. Lineage: Eukaryota; Viridiplantae; Streptophyta; Magnoliopsida; Ericales; Theaceae. The record is from RefSeq and is a predicted model, not a curated record.